UGACCUUCACUGGCUUUAGACGCAAGCACAUGUUCAUGCACAAGGGCAUAUCUAUAGCUCGUGUUCUGCGCACCCUUGCAUACUUGUGUCCACCAGCAUGGCUUGACAACAGCUGUUCUGUCAACUGUCUCUUCAGUUGCUGUCAACUGAAACACUAAACCAGGAACUGACUUGAGAGGAUGCUGAGGAGACUUGGCUAGUCUAUGACAAACAAUAAUAUUUGGAUCAGGAGGGGUGGACUUAUUAUAUCAUUGAUAUCGCGAUAAGGAGGGGUAGACUAAUUAUAAUAUGCAUAAUAUUAAAAACAGGAGGGUGGGCUUAUAAUUUGAUAUGAGAUGGAGAGGGUUGGCUUGUUAUAAUAACGUUGGUUGAUACCGGGUCGGGUAACGGUUGGCUUGCUAUAAACCGUGCCUGAGAUGGGAGGAAAGUACAGCUGAAUGGGAGGGAGGAUGCCUCAGGGUACCCAAGGCUUCUCUGGGCUCUGUAAAUGUCAGAAAAAGAAUCUUGAAGAGACGCCCUUGGGUUUCUGCGACAUCAAGGCACCGAGAAACACCCCGUGCUUUGGGACUCAGAAUCCUGCGUAUUUAGACAUGGCAUACUUUCCUGACAACGAUCUGCACAUGGCAGCCUGUGCGGGAGAUUUACCUUUUGUGCGGCUGUACUUAAGUCUGGGGAAAUACGAAGUCAAUCACAGAGACAAGGAGAAUAGGAGUGUCCUGCACUUUGCCUGCUUCUAUGGAUAUCUAGACCUGGUGAAAUACCUCUGGAGGCGUGGCUGUGAGAUUAAUACGUGUGACAAUCAUGACAUCACACCCCUGAUGAAGGCUGUCCAAAGCUGGGAAGAGGAAAUCGUGUGUUUUCUGCUAGAGCAUCAUGCUAACCUGCACAUUAAAGACAGCAAUGGUAAUACUGCUCUCCACUAUGCAGUCUAUGGUGGGGAGCCAGCCCUGGCUGCCAGGCUGCUACAGUAUGGAGCAAAUAUUGAGGAAAGAACAAAAAGAUGUAACAGCAAGGAUACAGUUUGUAGAAGUUGCAGCAGAUGCAGCUGCUCUUCCAAGCCUCAGCUUGUCAUCAAUAGCAGCUCGUGUCCCACUGUAGCCAGGAGCUUCUCCUGGAAUCUGAAGAGGCUGCAACAUCAGGAAGGCAGAUCUUCAGGGGAGAGAAAUAAUUAUCGAAGGCUACUAAGGAAGAAACUUCUGGAUCCUAUUAGCCGUACUAUAAUUCAGGAUAACCUCACACCACUACUGCUUGCUCUCAGGGAAGACAGGCUGAAGAUGGCAGAAUAUUUAGUAAGGAUGAAAGCAAGUGUACAUGCAGUUGACUUUCAGAGAAGAACUUCUCUCAUGUAUGCUGUAAGAUGUGAUUCAUCAGUUAUGGUCAAUCUUCUUCUUCAACAAGGUGUUGACAUGAAUUUUAAAGAUUUCUUUGGAUGGACUGCUUUACGUUAUGCUAUUGAAGGUGAUCGUGAGGUGAGGACAAUACUUUUGGAGUAUGAGCGUAACCUAAAACAAAGCUUAAGAGAGAAGAAGAAUUCAGGAUAAUGCUGGCUGUGAGCUUAGGUAGAGUAGAAUGGAUCAAGUCACAAUCGAGGGAAAACCCACCAGAAUAACAACAGCUAAUUUCUCAGUAGAAACUUUAAUCAGUAGAAGAGCCUUGAGGAAUGCACUUCAAGAUCUAAAAGACCGCAGAUGCCAACCUAGAUUACUGUACCCAGCAAAACUAUCUACCAUAGUUGAAGGAGAAUGAGAAACUUCCCAUGAUACAAAUAGGCUAAAACACUUCAAACCCACUGUUGGGCCCCAAAGGCUUGGGUGUGAGGCCCAGCGUAACUUCCCGAGCCUAGCUCGAGUUUGGUGACCUGUCCUGGGACAUGACUUCUGCAUACGAGUGACUCAGCACUACCUGACCAAGAAUCGCCUCUGCCUAAUAACUGCUGAGGUGGCAUCAUCUCAUUGACCCACUAUCCUCAACUCAUCCCGCCUGUCACCCCAACCUAUAUAAGUUCACUCCUGAUGCAAUAAAGCGAGUUCCUGCUUCGACAAGA
Peromyscus eremicus (cactus mouse) is the source of this 2044-nucleotide messenger RNA. Its product is annotated as POTE ankyrin domain family member A-like. Gene Ontology annotation, molecular function: protein binding. The record is from RefSeq and is a predicted model, not a curated record. The coding region runs from base 438 to 1541 and encodes 367 amino acids. The transcript has 8 exons. NCBI's taxonomy places the organism in Eukaryota, Metazoa, Chordata, Mammalia, Rodentia, Cricetidae.